UAUUCUGCCGAAAUCACUUUAGAUUUGGAAAAGUUCCUUUUUUUUGAUGACCUAGAUUUGAAUUGUCAAGAUUCCAUUUUGCCAUGCGCAUGUGCAGUUGCAGAUCACAGAAGACGUCAAAGUGUGAUAACGACAGAAAUCAUUUGCAACAACAAGCCGACAGUCACGCUUAGAAUGUCUAUGGAAAAAUCUGCACUUCGAACAGCGCUGACCUUUGGAGUUGUUCUUCGCUUUUUGGUACCCAAGUGUUUCAUUUUGCUUUCUGCCUGUCUUCAAGUGUAUCCUUCAAGCACUAGUGCAGCGAAAAAUCAAAGUUUUCCGGCUUCUCUGAGAACGUCAUUGAAGCCUUCUCCAUCUUUUAAAUCCAUUCCGGGAGCUACAAGACUUGUUGUGGAAAGAACAGCAUUGGAGAUGUUUAAUUCCACAAAUAUGAGUCUUAUGAACAUGUCGAGACCGUCCACUGAAGAACCAGUCUUAGGCAGACAAACAGCAGUGGUUCUUGAAUCUUCCAUAACGAUUAAAAGUAUUAUAAACUUUAAGGGGAAGGAAGAGCCAACAAAUACAAUACGCGUUGAACAUGCAGAUGAGGACAAGAGCGUCGUAUUCUACAGAAAGAUUGGCGGUUGGAUAACCUUGGGCAUUGUAUCCACUACCCUUGUCUUUCUCACAGUCACUCAUUUUAGCUCCAUAUACCACGUCAAUCAGAGAGGACGGAUAACGGAGCCUUACUGUUCCAUAUCUCAAAAAUUGCAGGUCAUUUGAAUGGUUUGGCACAUCGUUAAGUAUAUGAGGCUGGUGCCAAUAAAAUCUCACAAACACAGGCCAUUAAAAGUAGCCAGUACGUGGAAACAGAUCUCGGUGUAGCGGACAUGUCCAUUUAUUCUCUAGGAUGUGGAAUGAUCACCCUAGAAGAAGAGUUGAGUCUGAGAAGUCAAAUAAAAUGACUUUUCCUUAUGGACACUAUAUUACUUAA
Messenger RNA from Stylophora pistillata, 973 nucleotides. RefSeq lists its product as uncharacterized. NCBI's taxonomy places the organism in Eukaryota, Metazoa, Cnidaria, Anthozoa, Scleractinia, Pocilloporidae. The record is from RefSeq and is a predicted model, not a curated record.